CUUACAAGAAAAGAGCAUGGAGAGUCGAAGGAUGGCCGAAUUCCGGAAGCAGAUAGGAAUCCCAAGGCGGAAUAAAGCAAACGAUCGGGAGCAGAUUCUCUGGACGUUCCUCGAAUAAAGUCAUUAUCAGUACUCCUCCAUUCGCAAUAAUCGCCUCAAUCCUCUCGAUUUUCGUUCCCGAGCUGCAAUUGGAAGAAGCGAUGGGAACUGAGGUGCCGAUCGAGCGACCUUUGGUGUUUGCGUAUUACGUCACAGGCCAUGGCUUCGGCCACGCCACUCGCGUUGUUGAGGUCGCCAGGCAUCUCAUUCUCGCCGGACACGAUGUCCACGUCGUCACCGGCGCGCCGGAUUAUGUCUUCACCUCUGAAAUAAAGUCUCCUCGGCUUUUUCUCCGGAAAGUGCUGUUGGAUUGCGGAGCAGUUCAGGCAGACGCCUUGACUGUCGAUCGUCUUGCUUCACUGGAGAAGUAUUCUGAAACGGCGGUUGCUCCUCGGGACACCAUUUUGAAGACUGAAGUGGAAUGGUUGAAGUCCAUCAAUGCAGACUUAGUGGUAUCAGAUGUGGUUCCGGUGGCUUGUCGAGCAGCAGCCGAUGCUGGGAUACGCUCUGUUUGUGUCACCAAUUUUAGUUGGGACUUCAUCUAUGCAGAAUAUGUAAUGGCUGCUGGCCACCAUCAUCGAUCCAUAGUUUGGCAGAUUGCCGAGGAUUAUUCGCACUGUGAAUUUCUUAUCCGCCUCCCAGGAUACUGCCCGAUGCCUGCAUUCCGUGAUGCAAUUGACGUGCCGUUGGUGGUUAGGAGAUUGCAUAUGUCGCGUGAAGAGGUGAGAAGAGAGCUAGGAAUUGGGGAGGAUGUCAAAAUUGUUAUCCUCAACUUCGGCGGACAGCCUUCCGGCUGGACUUUAAAGAAGGAGUACCUGCCAGAUGGUUGGCUUUGUUUGGUUUGUGGUGCAUCAGAAAGUAUGGAUGUUCCUACAAAUUUCGUAAAACUGGCAAAGGAUACGUACACUCCUGAUGUCAUAGCUGCAUCCGACUGCAUGCUAGGAAAAAUUGGGUAUGGAACUGUUAGCGAGGCCUUGGCAUUCAAGAUACCGUUUGUUUUUGUUCGAAGGGACUACUUCAAUGAAGAACCUUUUUUGAGGAAUAUGCUUGAGUCUUAUCAAGCUGGUGUUGAGAUGAUACGAAGAGAUUUACUUACCGGACACUGGAAACCAUACCUGGAACGUGCAAUUAGCUUAAAACCGUGCUAUGAAGGUGGCAUAAAUGGUGGAGAGGUUGCUGCUCGUAUAUUGCAGGAUACCGCCUUUGGGAAAAAUUGCACGUCUGAUAAGCAUAGUGGCGCUAGGAGAUUGCGUGAUGCUAUUGUUCUUGGGUACGAAUUGCAAAGGGUUCCGGGAAGAGAUCUCAGCAUCCCCGACUGGUAUGCGAAUGCAGAAAAUGAACUUGGUCUCCGUACGGGAUCUCCAACUGCUGAAAUGAAUUGUGUUAGCUUCUUCAUGGAUGCAUUGCCGGAGGACUUUGAAAUUCUUCAUGGAGACCUUUUAGGUCUUCCGGAUACCAUUAAUUUCUUGAAGAGCCUUUCAGAACUUGGCGCUGCUCUUAAUUCUGAAAAUAGCAGUGAGAAGCGCCGAAUGAGGGAGCAAAAGGCUGCAGCUAGUCUGUUUAACUGGGAGGAAGACAUAUUUGUUGCAAGAGCGCCUGGACGAUUGGAUGUCAUGGGUGGAAUUGCCGAUUACUCUGGAAGCCUUGUGCUGCAGUUGCCUACGAGAGAAGCUUGCCAUGUCGCGGUGCAAAAGAUCCAUCCGUCGAAACAGAGACUGUGGAAGCACGCACAGGCUCGGCUAAAUGCUAAAGGACAAGGACAAACACCUGUUCUGCAAAUUGUAUCUUAUGGAUCCGAAUUAAGCAAUCGAGGGCCAACCUUCGAUAUGAAUCUUUCCGAUUUCUUGGAUGGAGAUCAGCCAAUGUCUUAUGAAAAUGCUAGGAGUUACUUCGCUCGGGAUCCAUCGCAAAAAUGGGCAGCGUACGUUGCAGGAACCAUUCUAGUCCUGAUGAAAGAACUCGGCAUUCGCUUCAAUCACAGUAUUAGUGUGCUGGUUUCGUCAGCCGUCCCUGAAGGCAAAGGCGUCUCGUCUUCUGCCGCUGUGGAAGUUGCUACCAUGUCUGGCAUUGCUGCUGCUCACGGAUUAAAUAUCAAUCCUCGAGAUCUUGCGCUGCUGUGUCAAAUGGUGGAGAAUCAUGUAGUCGGAGCUCCAUGUGGCGUCAUGGAUCAGAUGACUUCUGCGUGCGGCGAAGCUAACAAACUUCUUGCGAUGAUCUGCCAGCCUGCUGAGGUAUUAGGCCUCGUCGAUAUUCCAAAUCACAUUAGAGUUUGGGGAAUCGACUCUGGAAUCCGUCACAGUAUAGGUGGAGCUGAUUACGGAUCUGUAAGGAUCGGGGCAUUCAUGGGUCGAAAAGUCAUAAAGUCUAUAGCUUCAGCAUUGCUAUCGCAGUCUUCGGACGAUCUUGAAGAGGACGGAGUCGAACUUCUUGAGAACGAGGCUAAUUUAGACUAUCUAUGCAAUUUGUCGCCGCACAGAUACGAAGCUCUCUAUGUUAAGCAGCUUCCGGAAACUGCGCUCGGCGAGGCAUUCUUGGAGAAAUACUCGGACCACAACGAUUCGGUCACUGUCAUAGAUAAGAAGAGGAAGUAUGCGCUAAGAGCAGCCACCGGACAUCCGAUAUACGAGAAUUUUCGAGUCAAGGCUUUCAAAGCGCUGCUGACAUCUGCAUCGUCGGAUUAUCAGUUAACCGCCCUCGGAGAGUUGAUGUACCAGUGUCACUACAGUUACGGCGCCUGUGGGCUCGGCUCAGACGGAACGGACAGGCUCGUCCAGCUCGUACAAGAAAUGCAGCACAAUAAGUUGUCGAGGGCCUCCGAAGGAACUCUGUAUGGCGCAAAGAUCACCGGCGGAGGAUCCGGUGGAACUGUCUGCGUCAUUGGCCGGAACUGCUUGCGUAGCAGCGAGCAAAUUCUUCAGAUUCAGCAACGGUACCGAGCAGCCACCGGCUACCUCCCGAUCAUUUUCGAGGGAUCGUCUCCCGGCGCCGGCAAGUUUGGCUAUCUCCGAAUCCGACGACUAGCUAAGAACUUGAAUUGAGCUAAACAUUCAAUAUUUAAAGUCGAGAUGUUUAAGAUUAAAAUCUCGAUCGAUGUUCGUUCGUUAAAAGUUACAAAUCGAAAAUGUUAUUUGAUGGUAUUGUAAGGAACCCAACUCAACAAAUUUACUGUGUAGCUUUCGUAAGCAUAUAAAUAAUUUUUUUUUA
This is a messenger RNA of Andrographis paniculata, 3303 nucleotides long. Its product is annotated as L-arabinokinase-like. Gene Ontology annotation, molecular function: ATP binding. The record is from RefSeq and is a predicted model, not a curated record. The transcript is spliced from 28 exons. Bases 201 to 3137 code for a protein of 978 amino acids. NCBI's taxonomy places the organism in Eukaryota, Viridiplantae, Streptophyta, Magnoliopsida, Lamiales, Acanthaceae.